Messenger RNA from Silurus meridionalis, 1239 nucleotides. RefSeq lists its product as uncharacterized. The transcript has a single exon. Gene Ontology annotation, biological process: DNA integration. NCBI's taxonomy places the organism in Eukaryota, Metazoa, Chordata, Actinopteri, Siluriformes, Siluridae. The record is from RefSeq and is a predicted model, not a curated record. Gene Ontology annotation, molecular function: nucleic acid binding. The coding region runs from base 248 to 1219 and encodes 323 amino acids.
CCGUCUUCAUCAUUCAAGUGUCGAUCAGAGAGAAAAGACUCCCCUGAUUAUUCCUUGCCAGCAUCACAUCGCCACUUUACUUAUCAGACACCACCACAAGCAAAUCCAUCAUCAAGGCCGUCAUUUUACAGAGGGGGCGGUCCGUUCAGCUGGCCUUUGGAUAGUCGGAGGGAAGAAAAGAGUAAGCAGCAUCAUUCACCAAUGCAUAACGUGCAGAAGGCUCAGAGCUCCACUCAGUAUCCAGAAAAUGGCUGAUCUGCCAUCUGAUCGUCUUUCAACCGAUCCUCCAUUCUCUAGUGUGGGUCUUGAUGUGUUCGGCCCAUGGAACGUCUCCUCACGUAAGACCAGGGGCGGCUUCGCUCAAAGUAAAAGGUGGGCAGUGAUUUUUACGUGCAUGAGCAUAAGAGCUGUGCACAUUGAAGUCAUAGAAUCCCUUGACACCUCUAGCUUCAUCAACGCGCUACGGCGCUUUCUUUCAAUGCGUGGGCCGGUCAAAUACAUUCGUUCCGACCGUGGCACGAACUUCAUAGGUGCCUGUAAGGAACUCAAGAUAGCCUCAAACAUUGACAGCACUGCCGUAAAGACUUACCUCUCAGACAAGGGCUGCAUCUGGUCUUUUAACCCCCCCCAUGCAUCUCAUUGGGGUGGUUCAUGGGAGAGAAUGAUAGGGCUGGCAAGGAGGAUUCUGGAUGCAAUGUUCCUCCAGCUGAAAGACAAGCUCACCCACGAAGUGCUGGUGACUUUCAUGGCAGAAGUCGCUGCUAUCAUCAACGCCAGACCACUUGUUCCAGUGACAAUGGACCCUGAGGACUCGUUUAUACUCACGCCAGCUGCUCUUCUCACACAAAAGACAAGCAGUGUGCCUGCUCCUGCUGGUGAGUUUGGAGUCACAGACCUCUACAAGUCCCAGUGGCGGCAGGUUCAACACCUGUCCAACACCUUCUGGGACCGCUGGAGGAAACAAUUCCUCCCAACAUUGCAGGCCCGCAAGAAAUGGCAGUCCACUCAGCCGAACAUUCAGCCUGGAAGCGUUGUUCUCCUUAAGGACAGCCAAGCACCUAGGAAUGAAUGGCCUCUCGGACUGAUCACACAGGCCUUCCCUAGCAAGGAUGGGAAAGUGCGCCAGGUUGAGGUAAAAAUCUUCAAACCAGGCGGGUCUGGCCUCUUUCUCCGGCCGGUCAAUGAAAUUGUUCUCCUUCUACCUCCAGAGGCACAGUAGAUGGACUGUUAAAAAAAAAA